AGGAGAAAUUAAAGAUACAGAACAGGUCAAUAGGAGAGAAAAUGUCAGAAAAUGUCAGUAUUAAGAGUCAAUCUUGGGGGAUCCUGGGUGGCUCAGUUGGUUAAGUGCCCAACUCUUGGUUUUGAUUCAGGUCAUGAUCUCACAGUUCAUGGGAUCGAGCCCUGCAUCACGCUCUGUGCUGACAGUGCGGAGCCUGCUAAGGAUUUUCCCUCUCCUUCUCUCUCUUUCCACCUCUGCUGCUCGUGCUCUCUCUCUCUCUCAAAAUAAAUAAAUAAAUAAACUUAAAAAAAAAAGAAUGAAUCUUGUAAUUUCAAAAUCUGAUUAAUGCCCAUUUCAAACAGAAAGAACACAUAAAACUAGAGUUGAAAAAAUUGUUAAAGGCAUAAUACAAAAACAAUUCCUAGAACUGAGAUGCAGGAAUCUCUAAAUUUAGAAGGUGAGGUGAGUGUCAGUACAAUUAAUGAAAACAAUGACAUGCACCAGAAAAUAACAUUGUGAAAUUUUAGAACACUGCUGAUGAAGAAAGGCACCUAAAACCUCUUAAAAGCAGCCAAGAAUAAAGGAAGAAAGCAAGCAAGGAGAAACACAUUCACACCAACAGGAAGGGAAAUGGGGCACAAAGAGGAAGAGGAAAAAGAAAAGAUAAACUCAGAUUAGUUUCAAUUUGUAGAAUAGGUAGGUGUUCAGUAUUCAGGUAUGAUUUGUUAAAUUUUAAACAGACACUCAAGAGGCUAUAAGCCAAAAACUUAGUAUAGACUCUACACUGAAAAUAGGUGUAGACUCUGAAAAUAGUCUUCCCAGACCAAAUAAUGUGGGAGUAGUUUUGUUACAUAGCAAUCUGUUUUACAUACUUGUUCAAAUAAAUAGCCAAUCCAUCAAAAAUAAUCACACAUACAAAGAAGAAAUCUGUUAGGAAAGUGUAAUAAGUGAACUGUUAGAACAUAAAUUGAUGUACUAAGCAAAUAUUAGUUCUAAAAUACAUAUAUUAUAGCCCCGCAAAUCAGACUGUGGGCUAAUAGAAGUUUUUGUAUGCUAGCUACUGUUAAUAUUAAUAGAGCUUUUGUAUAGUAGCCACCAUUCCUAUAUCUUCAUCAUUUGUUUAGGCAAAUGUCCGCGUUUGAAUAAUUCCUUUGCAAGAGAUUUUGGAGGAUUUAUCAUUGCAGAGAAAUUACUCCUAAUCUCUGGCUGAAAAUGCUAUCUGUGCUAUUUAUGUCAUGAAACAUAACAUAAAGUGCUUUGAGAACAAGAAGAGAUAGAGCUUAGCAAUCAAAUGUUCUUUUUUUCUAUAAAUAUUCCCUAGAUUGCUUACCUAACCCCAACAUAAUGUGGAAACACCUGAACACUCUUAAUGCACUUUAAAUCUGUUAGCUGUUUGAAAACAUGUGCUUUGUGAGAUUAGAAUAAUACCAUUUUCUUCUUAAAAUACAAAAACAAAACUACUCUUCCAUUAUAAAUUUCCAUAUUAUCACAUAACAUUAUCCAGAAGUAAUUCCAUUUUAAAAACACCUGUUUUCUGCUAGAACUUUCUUUUAGAAACAUGGAUUAUAAUUUGAAGUGAAACAAAUACCUCAGUUCUGAUUAAAAAGAAUCCAUUUGUAGCUAGAAACUUAUUUUCUAUUAAACGUACAAAUUCACACACUUUGUUAAAUAAUCCCAUGGGACUAACAUAACCAACACUUAAAGAUCAAUUAUGAAAAUUCAUUAUAUUGUUUUUUCUGUAUAUAUUUUUGUAUAUGUCUUUAGAUUUUUUUCUUAAAAAAUAUUUUAAUGUUUAUUUUUGAGACAAAGAGUGAGACAAAACGUGAGUGGGGGAGGGGCAGACAGACAGAGGGAGACACAGAAUCUGAAGCAGGCUCCAGGCUCUGAUCUGUCAGCACAGAGCCUGAUGCGGGCCUCAAAUUCAUGAACAGCAAGAUCAUGACCUGAGCUAAAGUCAGACACUAACCGACUGAGCCACCCAGGUGCCCCUGGAUCUAUUUCUUAAGAAGACUUUUCCCUCUCUACAAUUAUUUGGAAGAUUCUCAUAUAUAUGUCAAAGGCCAUGUAAACUUCUCUGAAUUUAAUUUUCACACUAAGAAUUUUAGUAUUCAUAAUUUAUUUGGCAUAUGGUACAGAUAUAACACAUUGUUCUAAGAUUUUUUUCUAAUAGCAUCAACAUAAUUUAAAAAUAACAUGUAUUAAAAGCAUUGCAUUCAUAAUAAAAUAAAUUUCUAUGUACUCAAAUUCUAUACUCAACAAUCUAUUCGAUUAAUGAGCCUAUCAAUCACAUUUUAAUAGAAUAGUAUUUUUUUUGGUAUUAUUUGGUUCAUGAGAGGUAUUUUGUCACUCUUUUACCUAAAAAUUCCUCAUUUAUUCUUACAUAUUUUCUUUUUCAAAAUAAGCUGUCUACAUGGAAUCAAACCGUCUUUGUUGGGCUUUUAAUUGUCAUUGCAUUUUACUUUUAGAUUGAUUUGGUAAUAAUUAUAACAUUGGGCCAUUCUAUUUAUGUUUGUCCAUGUAUUCAAGUCUUAUUUGAUAUUCUUCAGUAAGAGAAUUCAUCAUAUAAAUCCUAUACAUUCAUUUUUAGUUUUCUUCUUUUUACUUCUUUUUUUUCCUUUCUUUGUGAAAAAGGACUGUAUUUGUAUUAUAUAAUAAUGGCACCUACCUGAAGUUUCUCAGAGGGUUAAAUGUAGUUAUACUUGGAAAACAUGUUAAAAAAUUACCUGUUAUACACUGUGUAAAACAUAUGUUAGCUGCUAUUUUUAUCAUCUGGAAUUAUUGUUUCUAUGUUUUUCUUUUACUUGGCCAACUUACUGAAUGAUCUUACGUAUGCUAAUAAUGUAGAUAAAAUACAGGUAAGGAAAAUAUCAUUUGUAGGUUGUAACUAUUUUUCUCCCCUUUUUCAUAUAUGUAAUUUAUUCCCCUCAUUGUAUUGAAUAGGACUACGAAUUCUGUGCUAAAAUUAACAGACAAAAUACUCUUUUUAGAGGAAAUUAAGAGUAAAAAUUCUAUAUGUAUUUGUUAUUUUUCUGAUAUGUGGAUUAAAAAUAUAUAAACUUAAUCAAGUUAGAUGUAUUUUUAGAUUACUAAGUAUUUUGUUUUAAGCAGUUGUUAAAUUUCAUGAAAUGCUUUUAGCAGCAGGUUGUUCAUACAGUUUUUCUCCUUUAUCAUGCUAAUGUAUUAGAAUAUUUUACCAAACUUCCUGUUGUUCAGUCAACUUGCCUUUCUUAGAAUAAAUUCUACUAGCUUAUUACAAUUGGCUCUUUAAAUACACUUCUGGAUUCGAUUUGCUAAUAUACUUCAGACCUGGGGAUCUAUAUUCAUAAAUAACAUUGUAUUUCUAUGAUUUCUUUGUUUUCUGUUUGUCUAUGUACACCAUUCAUGUCUAUUUUAGAUUAUUGCAGACACAGAAAGUGAGUUGGGAAGUAGUCCAUCUUUUUAAUGUUCUAGAACAGUAUAAUGGAACAAAGAUAAUCUUUCUCCUUGGAGAUUUUUUUAAUCACUCCACCCUCUGAAUCCGCAGCUUUUGGUGAAAAAACUUUGCAUCUAUUCUAACAGAAAUUACAGGGAAAUGAGAUUAGUUGAAAAGGGCCGGUUAACUUGACCUCAAAAUUAAACAGAUAAAAUUAUAGCAUUAAUGAAUACCUGAUAUGUAAUCGUUACUUAUUUUUUAAUAUUUAAGGUCCAUCUCCAAUGAACAGAAUCUCACUUACAGUAAGGUUUCUUACCAAGCGAUUCAUUGGAGAAUAUGCUUCUAAUUUUGAAUCUAUCUAUAGUAAGCAUUUGUAUUUGGAAGGGAAGCAACUGAACCUAGAAAUAUAUGACCCUUGUUCUCAACCAAAGAAAGCAAAAUUUUCCCUCACAAGUGAACUGCAUUGGGCAGAUGGGUUUGUUAUUGUGUAUGACAUCAGUGACAGGUCCUCAUUUGCUUUUGCAAAAGCACUGGUCUACAGAAUUCGGGAGCCACAAACUAGUCAUUGUAAAAGAGCUGUGGAAUCAGCGGUGCUUCUGGUUGGUAACAAGCAAGAUCUCUGUCACGUGCGAGAGGUUGGCUGGGAAGAAGGGCAAAAGCUGGCAUUGGAUAACCGCUGCCAAUUCUGUGAAUUAUCUGCAGCAGAGCAGUGUCUGGAGGUAGAGAUGAUGUUUAUCAGAAUUAUCAAGGACAUCCUGACAAACUUCAAACUCAAAGAAAAGAGAAGACCCAGUGGAUCUAAAUCAAUGGCUAAACUGAUCAAUAAUGUAUUUGGAAAGAGACGGAAAUCUGUUUAGCAGACAUGUAAUCCUAGGGGAUUUAUUAUAUCAGAGAGUUUUAGAUAUUCACAUGAUAAUGACAUUUGCCCUUUGUAUGCAUUAAAAAAAAUAGUUCUCUUAGAGAUAUGAACUGACUGAACAUAAACCACAGCUGUGUUUUCAAAUAUAUAGCUUGCCGUUUGGUUGUUUGUAUCUUGUACACUCAUGCUUCACACCCAGCCUUUUCCUUAUUACACAAAAUGGCACUCGCUAUAACUUACCAAUGCAUUGCUGUAUAGUUUGCUUGUAUAACUGCUUAAUGAUUUUAUUAAACUACCUCCACAGGCCUCA
Messenger RNA from Acinonyx jubatus (cheetah), 4560 nucleotides. RefSeq names its product RERG like (gene RERGL). Gene Ontology annotation, molecular function: GTP binding; GTPase activity. The record is from RefSeq and is a predicted model, not a curated record. The transcript has 5 exons. Bases 3673 to 4248 code for a protein of 191 amino acids. NCBI's taxonomy places the organism in Eukaryota, Metazoa, Chordata, Mammalia, Carnivora, Felidae.